Molecule: messenger RNA, 2285 nt
Organism: Cannabis sativa
Lineage: Eukaryota; Viridiplantae; Streptophyta; Magnoliopsida; Rosales; Cannabaceae
Exons: 1
Coding region: 702-2036 (444 amino acids)
Biological process (GO): protein histidyl modification to diphthamide
Molecular function (GO): 2-(3-amino-3-carboxypropyl)histidine synthase activity
Source: RefSeq, a predicted model, not a curated record
UGUAAGUAAAAUUCAUUUUACCACAUUAUAAGCCAUAAAGUUACAAGUUCUAAUAAUAUUACAAAACAAAUAACUAACAAAAGAUGUCAUGAUUCUGUUAAAAAAAUAAAGUAGUUUGUAACCAGAAAUUAAACUUAAAUAUUUAUGUCACAAAUUACCCAUUUAUUUACAGAAGGAUUCAACCUUAAUCAAGGUCGGAUACAACAGAAAAUUCUGGCCACCAAAUAUAAUUCUUAGAUAUGACAAUAACACACUUAGCUAAAACAUGUGUACACUAUUACAAAUACAAGAUGUAGAACAAAAAACCAAAGACAACAUUUUGCCUGACUUCGUCACUAUAUUGAUUUAAAUCAUUUAGUCACAUAAUUUGAUUAAAGCAACUAACUUAAGUUGUUUCUAUUCUAAUUUCUAAAUUGUAUUCACAAUUUGAUCUGUAUUUUAAAUCAAACGUCGUUUUUCGAAGAUAUCGUCGUUUUUUAAAUUUGAAGUUUUCGUAACUUUUGUCGUUUAAAUUUUUAUAUUAUUAUUACUAUUUAUUUAGAAAAAGGAGGAUAAGAGACAUAUGCCAUAUGGGCUGAAUCAAGUAAAGGCCCAUAAACAGUAGCCCAGCUUUACUAAGAGAAAUCUCAGAGUAACGCCGUCCGCCGCAAACCGCCGAAUUCUUCUUCUUCGCUAAUUCGAUACUGAACUGAACCCUAAAUAUGGAAGAAGAGAGCAAACCAAACCCAGACCUUUCCCUUCUUACCCAAAAGCCUUCCGAGAAUAUCAAUGGCGGUAACCAGAAGAGGGUUCCCAAACGAUUUGUCAAGAGCCAAAUCCCAGAUUCAAUACUCAACGAUGCAGCCCUUAACGCCGCCAUCGCUCUCUUGCCUUCCAACUACAACUUCGAGGUCCACAAAUCCGUGUGGCGCGUUCGUUCCACGAACGCCUCACGCGUGGCGCUACAGCUCCCCGAAGGACUCCUAAUGUACUCGCUCGUCCUCUCAGACAUCAUCUCCACCUUCGGCGGCGCGUCACACUGCUUCGUCCUCGGCGACGUGACCUACGGCGCGUGCUGUGUCGACGAUUUAGCUGCUUCCGCUCUCGGCGCUGAUCUACUCAUUCACUACGGCCACAGCUGCCUGGUCCCCGUCAACGUGACCGCCGUGCCCUGCCUCUACGUCUUCGUCGACAUAACAAUCGACGUCGAUUGUCUAAUCCAAACCAUCGAUCUCAACCUCCGAUCCACUCCGAGUAUUGUCCUCGCAGGAACGAUUCAGUUCGCCUCUGCAAUCCGAUUCGCUAAACCAGAGCUCGAACGCCGCGGAUUCACGGUCCAGAUCCCCCAAUCGAAACCCUUAUCGGCCGGGGAAGUUCUCGGCUGCACAGCCCCAAAAAUCUCACCUUCUAUGAGCGAAAACGACGCCGUAAUCGUAUUCGUUGCGGAUGGGAGAUUCCAUCUAGAAGCGAUGAUGAUCGCGAAUCCAGGAGUGAGAACAUUCCGUUACGAUCCGUACAUAAGGAAGCUAUUCUUGGAGGAAUACGAUCAGAAAGGAAUGAGAGAGACGAGAAGAAAGGCAAUCACGAAAGCGAAAGAGGCGAAGAAUUGGGGAAUGAUUCUGGGGACAUUAGGAAGGCAAGGAAACCCUAGAAUUCUUGAACAUUUGGAGAAGAAGAUGAAAGAGAAAGGGUUUAGUUACACGGUGGUGCUGAUGUCGGAGAUUAGCCCGGCGAGAAUUGGGUUGUUUGAGGAUUCAGUUGAGGCAUGGGUUCAGAUAGCUUGUCCAAGACUGUCGAUUGAUUGGGGCGAAGCUUUUAGAAAGCCACUUCUUACGUCGUUUGAGGCUGAUAUUGCAUUGGGCUCCAUUCCUGGUUGGUGGGAGAAGAAUCAGAAUGAUGAUUCCGGUUGUUGUGGUGGUGGUGGAGACUCUUGUGGUAAUAAUAAUGAUGGAGAUGAAAAUUAUCCGAUGGAUUAUUAUGCUCAAGAUGGAGGAGAUUGGAAUUCCUCUUAUGUCAAAACGACAUUAAGACCUCUUCGUAGAAAGCCUCUAGUUUGAUGUCGUUUUUAUUUCUUGUUGUUUUCAUUUCAUGUCCUUUUAAUUGAUAUGCUCCUAAAUCUUAAACUUUUAAAAAUAGACCAAUUCCGUAAAUUAUUCAUAAGUGAAGUUUUGUUAGUAAAAAAUGAUAACACUACAGUUUAGAUUAACGAUCUUUAGCGAUAUUUUGCGUAUUUAAUGAUGAUAUUAGUAAUGUAUUUGCGAUAUAAGAUUAAAAAAUACACUAUACAUUGUUAAUUAUCGUGAAAA